Messenger RNA from Pan troglodytes (chimpanzee), 1517 nucleotides. RefSeq names its product phosphatidylinositol 4,5-bisphosphate 5-phosphatase A. Lineage: Eukaryota; Metazoa; Chordata; Mammalia; Primates; Hominidae. The record is from RefSeq and is a predicted model, not a curated record. The transcript is spliced from 3 exons. The coding region runs from base 1 to 708 and encodes 235 amino acids.
AUGAAUAGAGGCUCUCAUGCCCCUUUGUUCUGGUGUGCUCUCAUGGCGACUGGCCAGGGAGAAGCACCCCUCUGUGCAGAACCCUGGCAACCCUCUUUCGCUCUGGGCGCCUCCUCGGCCUCUGCGCCCACUCUGGCCACGCUUGAGGAACCCUUCAGCCCACGGCUGCACUGUGGGAGCCACUUUCUGGGCUGGCCGAGGCCAGAGCCGGCUCCCUCAGCUUGCGGGGAGGUGUGGCGGGAGAGGCGCUUGCGUGCCAGCGCGAGUUCCGGGUGGGCGGGGGCUCGGCGGGCCCUGCACUUGGAGCAGCGGGACCGCCCCGCCGCCCCCGGCAGUGAGGGGCUUAGCACCCGGGCCAGCAGCUGCGGAGGGUGCGCCAGGUCCCCCAGCAGUGCCGGCCCACCGGCGCUGCGCUCGAUUUCUCGCCGGGCCUCAGCUGCCUCCCCGCGGGGCAGGGCUCGGGACCUGCAGCCUGCCAUGCCUGAGCCUCCCCGACGCCAUGGGCUCCUGCGCGGCCCAAGCCUCCCCACCAGCGCCGCCCCCUGCUCCGCGGCGCCCGGUCCCAUCGACCGCCCAAUGGCUGAGGAGUGCGGCCGCACGGCACGGGACUGGCAGGCAGCUCCACCUGCAGCCCCAGUGUGGGAUACACUGGGUGAAGCCAGCUGGGCUCCUGAGUCUAGUGGGGAGUUGGAGAAUCUUUAUGUCUAGCUAAGGGAUUGUAAACACACCAAUCAGCUGUAUUCAGCGUGAAUACACUCUGUAUCUAGCUGAAGGUUUGUAAAUGCACCAAUCAGCACCCUGCGUCUAGCUCAAGGUUUGUAAAUGCACCAAUCUGUGCUCUGUGUCUAGCUAAUCUAUUGGGGACUUGCAGAACUUUUGUGUCUAGCUCAGGGAUUGUAAAUGCGCCAGUCAGCACCCUGCCAAAACGGACCAAUCAGCUCUCUGUAAAAUGGACCAGUCAGCAGGAUGUGGGUGGGGUCAGAUGAGGGACUAAAAGCGGGCUGCCCAAGCCAGCAGUGGCAAACCGCUCCAGUCCCCUUCCAUGCUGUGGAAAGUUUGUUCUUUUGCUCUUUGCAAUAAAUCUUGCUGCUACUCACUCUUUGGGUCCAUACUGCCUUUAUGAGUUGUAACACUCACUGCAAAGGUCUGUACUCCUGAAGCCAGCGAGACCACAAACCCCCCGGGGAAGAACAAACAACUCCAGACGUGCUGCCUUAAGAGCUGUAACACUCACCGCGAAGGUCUGCAGCUUCACUCCUGAAGCCAGCGAGACCACGAACCCACCAGAAGGAAGACACUCUGAACACAUCCAAACAUCAGAGGGAACAAACUCCGGACACGCCACCUUUAAGAACUGUAACAGUCACUGCGAGGGUCCACGGCUUCAUUCUUGAAAGACGGGAUCUCCCUCUGUCACCCAAGAUGGAGUGCAAUGGUGCGAUCAUGACACGCUGCAGCCUUGAAACCCCUGGGUUCAAGCUAUCCAGCCUCAGCCUCCCCAGUAGCUGGGACUACAG